AUGGAUUUUUUGACAACUAAAACUGAUGGUAAAUGUUUACUCUUAACAGAUGCUAAUAAGAUUCCAAAUUUGGUGAUUAAUGGUUGUGUGGAAGAUGAAGAUAUGGACAAUCUUGUUGCAAAGAAAAUUAAAGAAUUGGGAGAAGAGAAGGUCAAUAAUUUGGGAAUGGAUGAUUUACUUAAACUUAUUCACAAUGAAACAUCCUCUGAAAAGGUUGCCCAAGUUAAAACCUUUGAAAUUGCCUCAACCAGAACUAAGAAUUUGAUGCAAUAUUCAACCUUAUCUGAUAUGCAAUGUGAUGAUUUUGUUUCAGCUCAGAAUGUCAUGACUAGAAAUGAUGAUUGUGAGGCAGAGAGCGAUUCAUUUGAUGAUUAUGGAGGUGUUUACUACAAAGCACCAACAAUGGAAAAGGUGGCAAAGGCCUAUUCCAGAAAUUUGAGAAAGUAA
Naegleria gruberi is the source of this 447-nucleotide messenger RNA. Its product is annotated as 60 kDA chaperonin-like protein. The transcript has a single exon. Bases 1 to 447 code for a protein of 148 amino acids. The record is from RefSeq and is a predicted model, not a curated record. NCBI's taxonomy places the organism in Eukaryota, Heterolobosea, Eutetramitea, Acrasida, Naegleriidae.